AGUCUUAUAUUAGUUGAUUUAAGCCACCAGAUGAAGGGGUGUAAUUUAAGGAAUAUAGAUUUCUUAAGAAUAUUUAUAAUAAAGAGAUCAAUAUGGCUACGUUUUCUCAAUCAACUGUGGGUAAAGGCUCUGAUUCAUUUACAGACUUUUGUUGUUCGCCGUGUCUAGAGCACAAAAUUGACCAGUGGGCCGAGUUUUACUGUGAUAACUGUCUUAAAUUUUAUUGUGCAAAAUGUAUAAACCUGCAUGGUCAGUGGUUUGGAACACAUGUGACAUAUGGAAGGGGAGAGACAAGUAAGUGGCCGGUGUCCAAGGAAGUGGAGGAUUUCAUUCAGAAAUGUGACCUUCAUGAGGACAAACGGCUAGAGAUGUUUUGUAAUGACCACAGUCAGCUGUGCUGCACUAAUUGUGCUUUCGUCAAUCACAGACAAUGUGCUAAAGUAGCGCUUAUAACUGAGUCAGUACAAGGACCUCUGCCAGACUUGCAACAACUAUCAAGAAAUAUUCAAACUGUUCUUGAAGAUCUGGAGAAACUUCAGAAUUAUUGGGAUACCAAUAUGCAGUCUUUGCAGGUUUCAUACAGCAAACAAUUAAAUGAAAUACGGGACACACGCCAGAAAAUAAAUACAAUUUUAGACAACAUUGAACAGAAUACCAUAAAAGAACUAGAAGAUAAGAUGACAAGUCUGAAAGCUUCGAUCAAGACUAAUGUGGACAAUUGCAGCAAGCUUAAAAAUGAACUGAAACGACUCAGUGACACAAUUCAUGACAUUGUUGAUAAGGGAAAAGCAGAACUCUCGUUUAUUGCAAGUACGAAAUGUCUGAAAAAAAUUAAUCAGUCUGAAACUUAUCUGACAGAGAACUUAGUUCAGGAAGAAAGUUCACUGACAUUCCAGGCUGACAGUGAAGUUCAACAGCAAUUGUCUAAAUUGUCAGGUCUGGGGAGGAUUGUGGUAUGUACUCAGGCUGUGCCUCUGCCUGGUGCCCCAAACAAGGUAUUGGCUGUGCAAGGAAAGUCAGAAUAUAAUGUGAACAUACCAAGUGAUGCAAAGAAGAGAUUUAAUAUAAGAGCCAUCUGUGUUCUCUCAAAUGAUCAGAUCCUUGUUGCAGAUCAUCUGAAUAAAAGAGUUAAGCUACUAGAUCAUCAAUACCAGGUUGUGGGACAUUGUGAUUUCACUGCGUAUCCUAGAGACAUGUGUCCAAUCACCUCAAGUGAAGUAGCUGUUGCUGUGGAUGUCAAUAAUAAGACACUUGAGGUUCAGUUUGUCUCGAUGAAUGAUGGGCAGCUGGUUAAGGGCAGGAAGUUACAGUUUAAACAUCCAUGUUGGGGUAUUGCUAAUCAUCUGCAAGAUCUGUAUCUGACUUCUGGUACUGCACUUUACAAGUAUUCAAUGAGUGGAGACCUGCUUAGUAAGCUGUAUGAGGAUAAAUCAAGUGUUAUCACAGUAAAUAAGUGUGCAGUGAGUCCGUCAGGUGACAAGAUAUUAGUCACCAACUAUUUCCACAGCAAGGUUCUCACCCUGGCCAGAGAUGGCACAGUUCUCCACACCUUUACCGACCCAGACCUGAAAUCCCCAGGAGGUAUACAUAUCACUGCCCUGGGACAAGUGCUGGUCUGUGGAGAGGCAUCCAACACUGUCCUACAGCUAGAUAGUGAAGGCAAGAAGAAGCUGGCAAUUCUUGCUACCAGCAGGGAUAUAAUUAAUGUCCCACUGUCAGUCUCCUACAACAGGAACACAGCAUCCAUCAUUGUGGGUCAAGAAAUGCAAACAAACAUUCUUGUGAUUAAAGUAAAAUAGUUUUGUUUCACAAGAUUCAGUACAAAUAUUUUAGAAACAUGAAGCUUUCCAACACCAAACUCAGAUUAAGUGUUAUGUUUCAUCUCAUGAUUCACCUGGGUGAUUUAUUUUGAUGCUAAGUAAUUUCAGAUCAUUAUUAGUGUCUUGUUCUGAGAAAACUGGGCAUAAUGCAUGUGCGUAAAGUGUUGUCCCAGAUUAGCAGUUACAACACUUUCAGCUUAAAAUACAUUUUCGGUAAAAACGGACUUCCUUUAAGCGGAAAGUGUCGUCCCUGAUUAGCCUGUGCGGACUGCACAGGCUAAUCUGGGACGACACUUUACGCACAUGCAUUAUGCCCAGUUUUCACAGAACAAGACACAUUAGGUUUUAUUGCUGUAUUCUCUCUGAAUGAUUUAAUGUGCAGCCACAAAAUAUGAAAGCAUGCUAUCAUUUGUGUCUCAGAAUCAAUUGCAUUGCUCUCAUGCAUAUUUUUCGUUUGAAUUGUUUAUAAUCUGCGUAUUGUUGUUAACUUGAUCUAUAUCUUGGAAAUGGCGAAUAUGUAUAUACAUGCUUUACUUGUUGUCAUUUGUGAUUCUCUACAAUUGUUUUGUGUGAUUAUUAUGUAUAGUAAAAUGAACUGUAGUGUGCAAUUUAGGAGAGUUAUUACUUUUUCAUUUUAUUCAUUAACUAUAAUGAUGUGUUCUGUUUAAAGAAAUAUUGAAUUUCCUAUAGUAACAAUUAUUAUUUUGUACAGAUUUCUUCCAUCAACGGUUGUAGACUUUAUUUUUGUUUAUGACAAUUAAACAUGUAUUUAAGUAUUUUAAUUAUGUUAUUUUUCCUUUACUUUUCCCAAUGUUUUGCGAAAUAAAGUACUAU
Molecule: messenger RNA, 2654 nt
Organism: Dreissena polymorpha
Lineage: Eukaryota; Metazoa; Mollusca; Bivalvia; Myida; Dreissenidae
Exons: 3
Coding region: 93-1799 (568 amino acids)
Biological process (GO): proteasome-mediated ubiquitin-dependent protein catabolic process; protein polyubiquitination
Molecular function (GO): zinc ion binding; ubiquitin protein ligase activity
Source: RefSeq, a predicted model, not a curated record